Chaetomium globosum CBS 148.51 is the source of this 678-nucleotide messenger RNA. RefSeq lists its product as uncharacterized. Gene Ontology annotation, molecular function: nicotinate-nucleotide adenylyltransferase activity; nicotinamide-nucleotide adenylyltransferase activity. The transcript has 4 exons. The record is from RefSeq and is a predicted model, not a curated record. Gene Ontology annotation, biological process: NAD+ biosynthetic process. NCBI's taxonomy places the organism in Eukaryota, Fungi, Ascomycota, Sordariomycetes, Sordariales, Chaetomiaceae. Bases 1 to 678 code for a protein of 225 amino acids.
AUGACCGCCGGAACCAUCAAUUCAGACACACAGACACCCACGGCGAUGGGGCCGGCCGUCGAUGGCGCACAGGCGCCCUAUAACUUUCCGACCCAGAAGCUGAAGCGCCAGAUGACGCAGCCUGGAAAGACACCCCUGGUGUUGGUCGCUUGUGGUUCAUUCUCUCCGAUCACCUAUUUGCAUCUCCGCAUGUUUGAAAUGGCGGGCGAUUUUGUGCGAUUCAAUACCGACUUCGAAGUUUGCGCCGGAUACUUGUCACCUGUCAGCGACGCUUACAAGAAGGUGGGGCUCGCGCCGGGCUCCCACCGGGUCAACAUGUGCGGCCGGGCCGUUGAGCAAUCGCCCUGGCUCAUGGUUGAUCCCUUUGAAACGGUAAACUGCGACGAAAACGGCGAGCCGCAAUAUGUCCCGACGGCCAAGGUCUUGCGCCACUUCGACCACGAGAUCAACACGGUGCUUGGAGGCAUUGAGGCCCCCGAUGGGCAAAUGAAAAAGGCCCGGAUAGCACUUCUAGCUGGCGCCGACUUGGUUAUGUCCAUGGGUGGGUUUGAUACAGGGUCGCGUGUCUCAAACGUCAAACUAACGUGCACUAGGGGAGCCUGGGCUUUGGGCUCCAAAGGAUCUGGACACGAUCCUCGGGUCGUACGGCGCUUUCAUCAUCGAGCGCUCGGGGACUGA